Botrytis cinerea B05.10 is the source of this 2092-nucleotide messenger RNA. RefSeq lists its product as hypothetical. The record is from RefSeq and is a predicted model, not a curated record. The transcript has a single exon. Bases 213 to 1088 code for a protein of 291 amino acids. NCBI's taxonomy places the organism in Eukaryota, Fungi, Ascomycota, Leotiomycetes, Helotiales, Sclerotiniaceae.
GAAAGCUUAAAUACUUGCUUCAUAGAUGGACGAGCAGUGUUUGCUCAUCGCACUGAUGACUUUACGAUGUCAUUCCUCGAUUGGAAGAGCCAUUGUUUAUAUUGGUACAAAAGGUUCCUUGCAGGUAUUUUCAACCAAAUCGAGUGAAAGAUUUGAUGAGAAAACUUGUGAUUCAUUGUCUAUGUUUAAUAUCCUAUGAUUACUAGAGUAAAAUGAAGCUUUCCACAAUUCUCACAGCCGCAAGCCUCCUGCAGUGUGGAACUGCACAAAGCAUUUCUAAUUCCGGAGACACUACACUGAAUGGAACAUUUGGUUAUGCAGGAUCUCAUACCCUGCGAUACGACACAGGUAGCUAUGGACCGUCAGUAGAAGAAUACCAUUACUUCUACGAUCAAUGGCCCAUUGGAUUGGCGAUCUCCAAAACUGGCCGAGUCUUCACAUGCUACACACGUGGCACUUACGCCUACACACUCGGAGAAGUAGUUAAUCAAACUGUGGAAGCUGCAUAUCCUUCCCUGCAGUUAAAUACUCCUCCAGGAGGUCUCUACAGCGAGUCACAUGGCAUACAAUUUGGAUCUUCGCUUCAGGACUAUUUUAUUUCAGUUCAAGCACUUUUUAUAACGCCCGAUGACACGCUAUGGGUUCUAGAUACUGGGCGUCCGACAAUCAACGAAAGUCAAGCUCCCAGUAUGCCAUAUGCUGUUUCUGGAGGUCCGAAACUAGUCGCAAUUAAUCUAUCUAAUAACUCUGUAACCCGCACAUACACGUUUCCAUCCAAUGUUCAUUACCCGGACUCUUAUCUUAACGAUGUGAGAUUUGAUCAACGCAACAACAUCACGGAGUCGGGGGGUGGGGUUGCGUAUUUAGUUGAUUCUAGUAAUGAGGGAAGAAAUGGGUUUAUAAUAUUGGAUUUGUGGACUGGAGAGAGUUGGAGGAUGUUGAAUCAACAUAGGAGUGUUUUGAGGGUGCAAGAGGAUGUACCGAGUUAUAAUGGAUUGCCGUUCUACCUGAGAGAAACAGGGACGGGAGUGGGGUUUCAGCAGGAGGGAUUGGACGGGUUGGAGUUGGGGUUGUGGGGUGAUGUAUGAAUAUUCUCUGUUUAUUUUCUGCUUUACUGUAUCAUCAUGACGGGAAUAAUUACUUACGAACUACAGGUCCUCUACUAUUCCCCUCUGACAUCUAACACGCUCUACAGUGUUCCCACUUCCUACCUCCUUAGUAAUCCGUCCACCUCCCCUAUCGCAUCCAAACUCGCAAUGGACAACGUCCACAACCUCGGCCAGCGUGGUGGCAAUGCCAAUGGCUUCGCAUCCGAUUCUCUAGGCAAUAUAUACAUGCUCAUGCCCUCCUCAAACGCAAUCUACAUCUGGAACAGCACAAUAUCGCAAGCAGUGCCAUUUGUAAGAGAUCCGCGGAUUAUCUGGCCUGAUAGCGCGAAUGUUGGGUUCGAUGGUUACAUCUAUUGGAACGUCAAUCAGUUGCCGUAUCAGCCGAAUUGGAAUGAAGGGGUUGAUAGGAGGGUUAAGCCGGGGGUCAUGAUGAGGUGUAAAUUGCCUAUCGGGGCGGGCAAGAAUAUGAAUCUAGGAUAGGAGAAGUGUAAUGGUGAGAUUUGUGAUGUUGACUUUCAUCGCGCUAAUGCAUGGCCAAUUUGUUUGCUUUUAUGAAAGAUUUAAAUAGCUCAUAAAGCCAAGGGGGUGCUACCUGGCUGAAGAAUAAACACAGGUAGGCCUUUCGGCACAUGGCCAACAGACAACCUUUAGCCAAUGAAGUGAAGAAGGAGAGAGCUGACAUGGAACAAAAAAAGCUAAUCCAAUCACCGAUACUGGGAUAUGCAUACACUCCGUCGAUAUGAAUGGUACCAUAGGUUUCUCAAUCCUGUAUACAUAAUUAUUGUUUAUUCCUGACUCCCUGAAUCCUCGUCUCUAGACUUACCGUGUCAUCUUUUCAGAUGUGCAACAGAGUUGGACAGAAUCAAAGCUGAAUAUACUCCCUUGUUAACUGCAGGGUAUCAUCUGUGAUAGCGGAGGUGUCAUGUAUGCUUCAGUAGUUGGUCUGGAAAGCAAGGGGUCCACCAAGGAUUUAAUCUGCAGCA